Arthroderma uncinatum is the source of this 1488-nucleotide messenger RNA. Its product is annotated as SET domain-containing protein. The transcript is spliced from 4 exons. The record is from RefSeq and is a predicted model, not a curated record. Bases 1 to 1488 code for a protein of 495 amino acids. Gene Ontology annotation, biological process: peptidyl-lysine monomethylation. Gene Ontology annotation, molecular function: protein-lysine N-methyltransferase activity. Gene Ontology annotation, cellular component: nucleus. NCBI's taxonomy places the organism in Eukaryota, Fungi, Ascomycota, Eurotiomycetes, Onygenales, Arthrodermataceae.
AUGAAGAGGCAAUAUCUUCCAAUAGAGGCUCUUCCAGCAUGGGCAAAGCUCAACAGUGUCAUGUUCCAUGGGGUUGAAGUCAAACGGCUGCCUACUAGCGAUGAAAUCGACAAGGGCUCAGCAAUCCUUGCGACCAGCCGAGGAGAAGGCCUAGAAUCGACAUCUGAUGAUUCAGAUCUCGAGCCAGAGAUACUCAUAAAAGUGCCACCUGAUUUAAUUCUUUCUCUUCUCAGGGUUGAAAUUCACGCAAAGUCUGAUAAGUGCUUGAGAGAAGUCCUAGAAGCGACUACGAGCUUUGGAAAGAAGAGUCGAGGCGCGAUAUUGAUCUUCUUGCUACUCUUGAUUACGCAUACGAGCGUAGAGAAAGGAGAGCAUGUGGGCAUUUCCUCGCCAUGGACGGAGUAUAUCAAGUUUCUCCCAGCGGUCUAUGAGCUGCCAACAUUCUACACGUUGGAAGAACGCGAACUUCUACGGGGUACCUCCCUGGAGCCUGCCCUGGACACAAAGAUGCAGUCCCUAGCACGGGAGUUUGACCGUUUACGGGAUAGCACGUUCAACAUCCCAUGGUGCCAGAAAGACUGGUGGCAUCCCGAGACGGGGCAAAUAGGGUUUGAAGACUGGAAGGUUGUCGAUGCGAUGUAUAGAUCUCGCGCGAUGGACCUGCCAGGGACGGGUGAUGCGAUGGUUCCAUGUAUCGAUAUGGCGAACCAUGCUGCUGGAGAUAAGACGCUAGCACGGUAUGAGACGGAUCCCGAGGGAAAUGCUGUGCUCCAACUGCAGUGGGGCCAAAGACUGAGCGAAGGGGAGGAAGUUACAAUCACAUAUGGGGACAAUAAGGGGGCGUCGGAAAUGAUAUUCUCCUAUGGCUUUAUAGACCAGGGUGUGAGUAGUGCGCAACAAAUUUUUCUCGAUCUAGAUAUCCCCGAUGACGACCCACUUAAGCCAGCCAAAAGGGCCGUAUGCGAGGAUGGCCCUGGGGUUCGUAUUUCCGAUGCGGGAGACACGCAGGGCCUCAGGACAGCUUGGCAGAGCGAUUUUGUCUGGUGGGUUUGCGUCAACGAGGAGGAUGGGUUGGAGUUCCGGGUUUUGCAGUCGAAUGACGGGGGAAGAGAGCUACGGGUAUUUUGGAAAGGGAAGGAAAUAACUGGGUCGCGCCAAUUAUGUGAUAUGUUGGCAGAGGAUCCGAAGUGGGAUAUCUUCCAACUGCGCGCGGUGGUGGUUAUACAGGAGCGCGUUGCUAACCAGCUUGCCCUACUCCAAGCAAGUAACGAAUAUGUCCGCGGAUGGGCAGAUAAGGUGGACGACUCGCUUAUUCGAAGGUCCGUUUGGGAUACGGUGAUGAAGCUUCGAGCGCUGGAAGAGAAACUUCUAACGAGAAGCAACGACGAUCUAGACGAAAAGAAGCUAGAGUUGCUCGAGUCAAAAACCGUUCAGACCUAUCUAAAUUCCCAUGGCCCUGGUUCUGAGAUCGCUGAAGAUUUCUCCUAA